GUCAUUGUAAACACGACACAUAGAUAGGAGCUAUAUACCUGUCACGGACAAUAGUGAUCACAAACAUCACGAUGUUCCACCUUACUAUCGCUUUGCUUGCGGUUUCUGUGGCCUUUGUCGCGGGGGCGAAUCAUCACCAUGGUCAGGAAUAUCAAACGGCCAGUCCAGGGGAGGUCCAGGGGGAGCUGGAUCACCUGACGUCACACUUCGGGAGCCACCUGUGUAUCGACCUCCUCAUGCUAGACUGUAGAAAUCACCUAGCUCAUCCGGACGAACAGCUAUGUGGCUCCGACGGGAGGACAUAUGCAAAUCACUGCUACUUCGUACAUGCUUCGUGUAUGUUCGCACAUCUGAGCGUAAGUGGACAUGGUCCGUGUGUAGUUACGACUGCCAUGCCCACUGCCGGAAGUACCAUGAUGCCCGCUGCCAGCACUACUAUGUUGCCCGCUGCCGGAAGUACCAUGAUGCCCGCUGCUGGAAGUACCAUGAUGCCUGCUGUCAGCACAACAGCUAUGACAACUAAAUUUACCAUGCAGUUGACAACAGUGAAGUCCUCCUCGCAGGUCAUCCAGUCCGUAUUCUGCCAGAACAAGGACUCCAUCAAUUGUGACCUGGCAAUCGCGUUCGUUUGUGGCUCCGACGGACAUCUGUACCCUAACAGAUGUGAGCUGUCUAAAGCCGCGUGUGAUCACCCAUCUAUCACCGAAGUAGCCAUAUCCAUGUGUCCCUAGAUCUCACUACAGCAUGGUCGACUCGAGCACUAUAUCAGCUAGUUGGGCAAUUUGUUUUGAUUUUGUUUAUUAUGUCUUCAUUUCUAGAAACGUGAUUAAAGUAAAUUGUAUCCUUCCUUCUA
This is a messenger RNA of Mizuhopecten yessoensis (Yesso scallop), 853 nucleotides long. Its product is annotated as agrin-like. Lineage: Eukaryota; Metazoa; Mollusca; Bivalvia; Pectinida; Pectinidae. The record is from RefSeq and is a predicted model, not a curated record. Gene Ontology annotation, molecular function: protein binding. Bases 72 to 731 code for a protein of 219 amino acids. The transcript has 4 exons.